Brienomyrus brachyistius is the source of this 4532-nucleotide messenger RNA. RefSeq names its product NACHT, LRR and PYD domains-containing protein 6-like. Gene Ontology annotation, molecular function: protein binding. The record is from RefSeq and is a predicted model, not a curated record. The coding region runs from base 413 to 3724 and encodes 1103 amino acids. NCBI's taxonomy places the organism in Eukaryota, Metazoa, Chordata, Actinopteri, Osteoglossiformes, Mormyridae. The transcript is spliced from 11 exons.
UUCCUGUUUGGUGGCUGCUCCAUACCAGACUGUGAUGGAGGAGCAGAGGACAGACUCAGUGACUGCAGUGUAGAACUGGAUCAGCAGCUCCUGUGGAAGACUGUACUUCCUCAGUUGUCUCAGGAAGUACAUCCUCUGCUGGGCCUUUUUGAGGAUGGAGGAGAUGUUGGUCUCCCACUUCAGGUUCUGGGAGAUGGUGGUACCCAGGAACUUGAAGAACUCCACAGUAGACACCGGGCUGUCUGAUAUGCUGAGGGGGAGCAGUGAUGACGGACGUCUCCUGAAGUCCACUGUCAUCUCUACAGUCUUGUGCGUGUUCAGCUCCAGGUUGUGCUGACUGCACCAGAGUACCAGCCGCUCCACUUCCUGCCGAGGCCCCAGCAGGAAUCAUCUGGUCUGGAUCAGCAUAGAAAUGGAUGGAUCUGCUUCUGAAAUGGGCCCCCCUGUGGGGUGUAAGAGAAAGAGCCCUGAGAGUGUCCUGAUGAAGAGAGCAGACUCCCCUGUACCCAGCUGUGUUUCCCUGAAGAGUGACGCGUCAAUGGAGCCCCCAGUCGCCUUCAGAGAGGGACCUUUUCCUACAGAUCAAAGAGACCAAAUGGAAGAUUGCAGUUCAGAUCUACAUGAUAAAUCGGGUUUAUCAUCCAUAUUGAAGUCGCUAGAGGAAAAAGCCAUGAAGUUCCUAAAGGAGGAACUGAAGACGUUUGUGAGGUACCUAGAUCAGAAUUACCCAGAAUGCUCUGAGCCUCAGCUGGAGGAGGACAAUGACCUGGACUGUGAUGGUCAGACGCAGAAGACCAGUGUUAGAGAGGUAGCUCUGAAGAUCACACUGUACGUCCUGAGGACCAUGAAGCAAAAUGAUCUUGCUGACCUGCUGGACAAGAGACAGCUCAUGCUGCAACAUCAACAGGAAAUAAAAUGUAAACUUAAGAAGCAAUUUGAGUGUGUAUUUGAAGGGAAAGCUAAGGAAGGACAGCCAACACUUCUCAGUGAGAUUUACACAGAACUCUACAUAACUGAAGGUGGGACUGGAGCAGUCAAUGAUGAACAUGAAGUGAGACAGAUUGAAGCAGCAUCCAAGAAAAGGCGAACAGAAGAUACUACAGUCAAGUGCAAUGAUAUAUUUAAACCCUUAUGUGGGCGUGAGACACCUAUCAGAACUGUACUCACUAAAGGGGUGGCAGGUAUCGGGAAAACAGUCUCUGUGCAGAAAUUUAUUCUCGACUGGGCAGAAGGAAAAGCAAACCAGGAUGUUCACUUCAUAUUUGCUCUUCCUUUCCGGGACCUGAAUUUGAUUAAGGGUGAAUACAGUCUGAUUGAACUGCUUCACCACUUUGUCCCAGAACUGAAAUCUUUUGAAUCCACUGAGCUGUUUAGGUACAAAAUCUUGUUCAUCUUUGAUGGUCUGGACGAGUGUCGCCUUCCUCUCGAUUUUCAGAACAAUGAGAGCUGGUUUGAUGUAACAAAGAAAACGUCACUGGAUGUGCUGUUGACUAACCUCAUUAAGGGGAAUCUGCUCCCAUCCGCUCUCCUCUGGAUAACCUCCCGGCCAGCAGCAGCCAAUCAGAUACCUCCUGAGUGUGUCCACCAGGUGACAGAGAUACGAGGGUUCAGUGAUGCCCAGAAGGAGGAGUAUUUCAGGAGGAGAUUUAGGGAUCAGAGCCUGGCCAGCAGGAUUAUCACACAUGUGAAAUCAUCAAGGAGCCUCUUCAUCAUGUGCCACAUACCUGUGUUCUGCUGGAUUUCAGCCACUGUGCUUAAGAGGUUUUUUAGUGAGACUGACAGGGGAGAAAUUCCAAGGACUCUGACUGAAAUGUACACACACUUCCUGAUCUUUCAGACAAGUUUAACAAAUGACAAGUAUAUGAAAAACCAUGAAACUAAGCUUAAAGAAUACAGCAAGGAAUUCCUUUUAAAACUUGGUAAACUUGCUUUUGACAACCUUGAGAAAGGCAAUCUCAUAUUUUAUGAGCAAGAUCUGACAGGGAAUGGCAUUGAUGUCAGUGAAGCUUCAGUUUACUCUGGAGUGUGCACAGAAGUCUUUAAAGAGGAGUAUGGGUUGUACCAGGAGAAGGUGUACUGCUUUGUGCAUCUGAGCAUCCAGGAGUAUCUCGCUGCUUUAUAUGUGUUUCUGUCAAACUCAUCAGCUGACCUGCUGAAGACUGCAGUGGAUCAGGCAUUAGAGAGCAAGAAUGGACACUUGGACCUCUACCUCCGCUUCCUCCUGGGCCUCUCAACAGACUCCAGUAAGACUCUGUUACAAAGGCUACUGGGGCCAACAAGAAUCAGCUCACAUACCAUUAAGAAAACAGCCCAAUACAUCAAGGAGAAAAUACAGGAGAAUUUAUCUCCAGAAAGGACCAUCAACCUGUUCCACUGUCUGACUGAACUGGGUGACAAUUCCCUAGUAGAGGAAGUACAAAGAUACCUGAAUUCAGGAAACAUUUCAGCAGAUGACCUCUCACCUGCACAGUACUCAGCUCUGGCCUUUGUGAUGCUGAUGUCAGAUGAGGAGCUGGAUGUGUUUGAUCUGAAGAAAUACAUCAGAUCAGAUGAACAGCACUGCAGGCUGCUGCCUGUGGUCAAGAACUCCAGGACAGCUCUGCUGAACAGCUGUGCUCUCAUAGAUAAACAGUGUGAAGUGCUGUCUUCAGCUCUAAGAUCAAACUCUUCCCCCCUGAGAGAGCUGGACCUGAGUGACAAUAACCUGAAGGAUUCAGGAGUGAAGCUGCUUUCUGCUGCACUGGGGGAUUUACACUGUAAACUGGAGAUACUGAGGGUUGGCCGGUGUGAAAUCACAGAGAAAUGCUGUGAGGCACUGGCUUCAGCUCUCAGAUCAAACUCCUCACCCGUGAGAGAGCUGGACCUGAGUGACAAUGACCUGCAGGACUCAGGAGUGAAGCUGCUCUCUGCUGGACUGGGGGACUUACACUGUAAACUGGAGAUACUGAGACUGUCAGGCUGUAGAGUCACAGAAGAAGGCUGUUCUUCCCUGGCUUCAGCUCUAAGGUCAAACCCCUCACACCUGAGAGAGCUGGACCUGAGCUACAAUCACCCAGGACACUCAGGAGUGAAGCUGCUCUCUGCUGUACUGGAGGAUCCCAGCUGUAAACUGGAGAAGCUGAAUGUGGAUCACGGUGGAGAGUGCAGGACCAGACCAGGCUUACAGAAAUACUCCUGCCAGCUGACGCUGGACCCCAACACAGCAAACAGACUCCUGUCUCUGUCAGGGGGGAACAGGAAGGUGACACAUGAGUGGGGGGCAGAGCAGCCAUAUCCUGAUCAUCCAGAGAGAUUUGACGGCUGGUACCAAGUUCUGUGCAGAGAGAGUCUGACUGGCCGCUGUUACUGGGAGGCUGAGUGGGAUGGAGAUGCAGUCCUGAUAGGAGUGACUUAUAAAGGGAUUGAGAGGAAAGGAGUGAGGGACUGUGGGCUUGGAUUCAAUGACAAGUCAUGGUGUCUGUACUGUGAUACUGACAGUUACUCUGUCCUGCACAGUGAUAAACAGACUCUCAUACCCAUACGGCCCUCAGGCUCCCGCAGAGUAGGAGUGUAUCUGGACUGGAGGGCUGGUGCUCUGUCCUUCUACAGAGUCUCCUCUGAUGGACUGACCCCCCUGCACAGAUUCACCUCCUCAUUCACUGAGUCCCUCUAUCCAGGGUUUCGGGUUUAUCCAAAUUCCUCAGUGUCACUGAGACGUGUUGCUGGUUCUCCUGCAAAAAGGUAAAAUCUCUGCUUUUUAACCUUUAUAAUCCUUUUUACUCUGAAAUGUACAGAACUGUGCAAAAGUCUUAGGCAGGCAAAGAAAAUGACGUUUAGAUUAUCCUCCUGUUGGUGUAAAACUAUGAUAUGAUGCCUGUCAAAGUGUGUCAGCUUCGCCAUUUCAGAACCUCUGCUAAAAUCAUCCCAGUAUUUGCAGUGACCGUCCAGUGCAGCCAUGUAUUUUUUGACUUGGCCACUAACACACCUCAUACAGCUAGUCAAUCUCUCACUGACUUUUUGAAUCGAUAUAUUUAAUUAUUUAAUUGAGCUGUUGGGGAAAUUUAACAAAAUCAUGGAACGGCUGAGGUGCCCCUGAGGAGAAGUUUGGGAACUGAAGCGGUGUUCAUCUAGCCAUCCAACUAGAUAUCAGUAACUUUUUAGGAAACAGAAGAACUUAUUAUUAGUUUUUAUUGUGUUACUCUUAAUUUGCAGACAUUCUAAUGUUAAAUUGUGUUUUUUUUUUCUAAGCCAAAGUACACUUGCUACCCAGAUAAACAGCUUUAAACAUUUCUUUGGACGGCCUAAGACUUUUGCACAGUACUGUGUGUUUUACAAAAAAUAAAUGACUGUCUUCAGUGAGCUGAAUAACAUCAAAAAUAUAGUUUAAUCAUUUUUUUCUUUGACUAAAAUGUAAUUAAAUGUAAUCCUGAUUGGGGGGGGGGGGGGGCUAUCCCCUUCUCCUGUAUAUGUACAUUUUAUAUAUUAUAUAUUUAUGUCCAUUUACUGUAUUUCCUCCCUGUACAGUGACAAUAAAGGCUUUCUGUUCUGUCCUA